Brugia malayi is the source of this 1356-nucleotide messenger RNA. RefSeq lists its product as uncharacterized. Gene Ontology annotation, biological process: chemical synaptic transmission; regulation of membrane potential; signal transduction. The transcript is spliced from 8 exons. NCBI's taxonomy places the organism in Eukaryota, Metazoa, Nematoda, Chromadorea, Rhabditida, Onchocercidae. Gene Ontology annotation, molecular function: neurotransmitter receptor activity; transmembrane signaling receptor activity; extracellular ligand-gated monoatomic ion channel activity. The record is from RefSeq and is a predicted model, not a curated record. Gene Ontology annotation, cellular component: neuron projection; synapse; membrane. Bases 1 to 1356 code for a protein of 451 amino acids.
AUGCUUGGAGCAACAAUAUUAUGUGUGCUAUUAUUAUUAAUGGUAAAAUGUGAAGAAUCACCUGGCGUUGAACCACAAAAUCCUCGAAAUUUAGAACCAAUUCCAAGUUUAUUUAGUUUAAAUACAUGCCAGUAUUUAAGAAAUGUUUCGGAUGUUGAAACAUUAAAUCGACAUCAAUUUGAAAUUCUCGAACAAUGCUUGUAUUAUUAUUUGGCAGCAGAAGCACAACGAAAAGCGCAAUAUUUCAAUGCAAUUCAGGCGCUUUCUGCUUUUCCGCCAGAAGCCGCCAAUGCAAGAGGAUCGAGAGUUAAAUUAUUUUUUCAUCAAAUAACACUACAACAUUUUGUUAUGAAUGAAUUCCUAAAAGAAUUAAAUAUUAAUGGUUAUAUCAGUGUAUUCUGGGAUGAUAGUCGACUUAGCUGGAAUGAGGAACAUUGGAAAUUAAAAAAAAUGGAAAUUAAUUCUGUCAAUCAUAUUUGGAUUCCAAUGCUUACCGCACAAACAUUUGAUACAGCAGUUCGUAACGGUGAUUUAAUGGAAAUACGACGUGUAUCAAUAAAUAGCACUGGUACCAUUCGUGCUAUCAUUAAUUUUUCACUUCGAACAUUUUGCGAUGAUUCAGAUUUCAAAAAUUUUCCAAAUGAUAUGUACAAAUGUUGCUAUCAAAUUGAACCACAUAUGAAUCAGGCUGGAAUCGAAUUUAUCACAUCAGGUCGACCGGUUUUUACGGAUGGAAAAUAUUUUCGUGAUUAUGGUUGGUAUAUUUCUGGUAGCACACCAACUGUUCAAAUAAUGCAAGAUUCACAAAUACCACAGCUUGGUUUUUGCUUAAAUUUAAAACGCUCAUCAAAUUCAUUGCAUAUUGAAUUAUCAUUACCAAAUAUAAUUACAUCAAUUCUUUUCCUUUUAACACCAUUACUUGGACAAAUUAAUUUACAAAUAUUUGCAAAAAUGUUUGUUCUUUUCCUACAAUUUUCAACGCUUCAACUCUAUUCGAUGCUUAUUUCACCGCAUCUUAGCUCAUCUGCUUCAACACCAAAUAUACUACGAUUUUUGGAAUUUGCUACAAUAAUUAAUACAUUCAGUAUAUCAGUUUCAAUUAUCUUAUGGAUGUGUUGUAAAAUUCGUCGAAAUCUUCCACCAUGGAAUUGGCUUAUAAGAACAUCAGAGCUUAUCAAUCGAUUUAUUUGUGUGUUUAAUUCAACAGAUAAUUGCAUAUCACUGAAUGAUAAUGAUAAAUCAUCAACAGCAAAUGGUUAUCAGGAAGAUUGGACAAAUGCAUUUAUUGCUAUUCAUGGCGUUGCUGUAUUUGUCUUAUCACUUAUCUUUAUUCUUGGUUACUUAAUGUUAUCAUAA